Molecule: messenger RNA, 1348 nt
Organism: Oryza sativa Japonica Group (Japanese rice)
Lineage: Eukaryota; Viridiplantae; Streptophyta; Magnoliopsida; Poales; Poaceae
Product: ferritin-like catalase Nec2
Source: RefSeq, a predicted model, not a curated record
CUUGCCAUGUCACAAUCCUAUCUCUUGCAGUCGCAGGCCGAUCAAUUAAAACUUCGCGAAAGAUCAAUCAGAGCCGCCCAAGAACGUUAGCUAAAUCGCUUGCGUCUCUGAAAAGAUAAUUCAGUGCCAUGUGCUGCUGCUGUUUCACUAUAAAUUCACAGGAAGCUGAUGUGCAGAAGAACACUACCCAUGAACUGAUGAACAACCUGCAGUCAGAGAUGGCGUCGCCGCGAAUCUGCUGUUCGGCGCUGCUCGUGCUGCUCCUGGUUUCCUCGUGCAAUGCAGGUGACCACCCGGCCUGCCCGGCGGCGUGGUCGGCGGCGGUGGGGGCGGAGCUGUUCCACGGCGGCGUCGGCGGCGGCGGCGGCGGGGAGGCGCAGUGCAGCGCGGCGGCGCCGCACACGCCGGUGGCCGUGUUCGCGCACGACGUGGACCCGGUGCGGUUCGCGCUGAACCUGGAGUUCGCCGAGGCGGAGUUCUUCCUGCACGCGGCGUUCGGCGUGGGGCUGGACCACCUCGCCCCCAACCUGACGCUGGGCGGCCCGCCGCCGGUGGGCGCCAGGAAGGCCGGCCUCGACGAGCUCACGUGGCGCGUCUGCGCCGAGUUCGCCUACCAGGAGAUCGGCCACCUGAGGGCAAUCCAGAGGACAGUGGGUGGGAUCCCAAGGCCGCUGAUAGACCUGAGCGCACACAACUUCGCCAGGGUAAUGGACGAGGCGGUCGGCUACCACCUAGACCCGCCCUUCGACCCCGACGCCAACAGCCUCAACUUCCUCCUGGCCGUCUACGUCAUCCCUUACCUGGGCAUCAACGGCUACACGGGCACCAACCCGCUGAUCGACGGCUACGCCACCAAGCGCCUCGUCGCCGGCCUGCUCGCCGUCGAGUCUGGCCAGGACGCCGUCGUGCGCGGCCUCCUCUUCGAGCACCGCCGCGAGACAGUGUCCCCCUACGGUGCCACGGUGGCAGAGCUCACCGACCGUGUGUCGGCGCUGCGAAACAAGCUAGGGCAGUGCGGAGUGAAGGACGAGGGGCUCAUCGUGCCAGAGCAGCUCGGCGCUGAGGGGAAGAUAUGCACCAACAUCCUCUCCGCCAACGUCGACUCGCUCUCCUACAGCCGAACGCCGGCAGAGUUGCUUAGGAUACUCUAUCUAACUGGCGAUGAGCACGUACCCGGCGGGUUCUACCCGGAGGGCGCUAAUGGGAGGAUUGCCCGAAUGUUCCUCAAAAAGCCACCUCGCAUUAACCACGGUGUCUAAUUAGCUAUGCCUACAAUUGGUAAAUGGGUCCUAUCCUCCUAUUACCUCACACAUCAAUAUAUAAUGAUAGUGUCAUUAGAAUGAUUAAU